Pelobates cultripes (western spadefoot toad) is the source of this 26864-nucleotide messenger RNA. The record is from the annotation of a GenBank genome assembly. NCBI's taxonomy places the organism in Eukaryota, Metazoa, Chordata, Amphibia, Anura, Pelobatidae.
CGCUAGCUUCUGUUUCCUUGGUAACAGUGCGGGACCUACGUCACGUCCGGUCUGUCUCACGGCUCUCGUGGUGUUCCUCGUGUUCCGUGUGUUGGUUUGUUUGUUUGUUCGUUCUUACCGGAGAAGGGGGCGGGCACGCGGCCCGCCCCGGUUAUACCGCCAGCCAUGACGGAGCCCGCGGGAAUUUCUAGCAGGCACGAGAAGAGUCUGGGUCUCCUCACCAGUAAAUUCGUUACCUUACUACAGGAGGCGAAGGACGGGGUGCUGGACCUGAAGGUGGUGAGUGAGCUCUCGGGAUUCCCAGGGGCUGAGUGAGCUGUCAGUGUUUGGGGGGGCUGAGUGAGCUGUCAGUGUUUGGGGGGGCUGAGUAAGCUGUCAGUGUUUGGGGGGCUGAGUGUGAAGGUGGUGAGGGAGCUGUCAGUGUUUGGGGCUGGAGUGUGAAGGUGGUGAGGGAGCCUGUCAGUGUUUGGGGGCUGAGUGUGAAGGUGGAGUGAGCUGUCAGUGUUUGGGGGCUGAGUGUGAAGGUGGGGGAGUGAGCUGUCAGUGUGGGGGCAGGUGGGAGGAGCUGUCAGUGGGGGCUGGAGUGUGAAGGUGGGGAGUGAGCUGUCAGUGUUUGGGGGCUGAGUGUGAAGGUGGUGAGUGAGUCUGGGGGCUGAGGUGAAGGUGGGGAGUGAGCUGUCAGUGAUUGGGGCUGAGUGUGAAGGUGGGGAGUGAGCUGUCAGUGUUUGGGGGGCUGAGUGUGAAGGUGGGGAGUGAGCUGUCAGUGUUUGGGGGCUGGCUGAGGUGAAGGUGGGGAGUGAGCUGUCAGUGUUGGGGGCUGGCUGAGUGUGAAGGUGGUGAGUGAGCUGUCAGUGAUUGGGGCGGGGGCUGAGUGUGAAGGUGAGAGUGAGCUGUCAGUGUUUGGGGGGCUGAGUGUGAAGGUGGAGAAUGAGCUGUCAGUGUUUGGGGGGCUGAGUGUGAAGGUGGGGAGUGAGCUGUCAGUGUUUGGGGGGUGGAGUGUGAAGGUGGGGGAGUGAGCUGUCAGUGUUUGGGGUACUGGAGUGUGAAGGUGGGGAGUGAGCUGUCAGUUUGGGGGAUGAGGUGAAGGUGAUGAGUGAGCUGUCAGUGUUUGGUGGGAUGAGUGAAGGUGAUGAGUGAGCUGUCAGUGUUUGGGGGGCUGAGUGUGAAGGUGUUGAGUGAGCUGUCAGUGUUUGGGGGCUGAGUGUGAAGGUGGUGAAUGAGCUGUCAGUGUUUGGGGGGCUGAGUGUGCUGUCAGUGUUUGGGGGCUGAGUGUGAAGGUGGUGAGUGAGCUGUCAGUGUUUGGGGGAGCUGAGGUGAAGGUGGUGAGUGUGCUGUCAGUGUUUGGGGGCUGAGUGAAGGUGGUGAGUGAGCUGUCAAGGUGGUGACAGCUGGAGAAUGAGCUGUCAGUGUUUGGGGGGGCUGAGUGUGAAGGUGGGAGAAGUGACUGUCAGUGUUUGGGGGGGCUGAGUGUGAAGGUGGGGAGUGAACUGUCAGUGUUUGGGGGGGUUGAGUGUUUAGGCGAUGAGUGAGCUGUCCGUGUUUGGGGGGGCUGAGUCUGAAGGUGAUCAGUGAGCUGUUGUGGUGCUUAGGGUCUGGACCGACCUGAAGGUAGUAAGUGAGCUGUCAGUGCUUGGGGGCUGCUUCUGAGAGUGGUGAGUGAGCUGUCAGGGUGCUUGUGGGCUGGACCUGAAGGUGGUCCAGUGUUUAGAGGCUAGACCUGAAGACAGUGAGUGAGUUGUAAAGGGGUGAGUAAGCUGCCAUUGUGCUUAGGGGCUGGACAUGAAGGUGAGUGAGCUGCCAUGUUGCUUAGGGGCUGGACAUGAAGGUGAGUGAGCUGCCAUGUUGCUUAGGGGCUGGACAUGAAGGUGAGUGAGCUGCCAUGUUGCUUAGGGGCUGGACUGAAGGCGAGUGAGCUGCCAUGUUGCUUAGGGGAUGGACCUGAAGGUGGUAAGUUGUUAUGGUGCUUAGGGGCUGGACCUGAAAGUUGUGAGUUAGCAGCCACUGUGUUUAGGGGCUAUUCCUGAAAGUGGUGAGUGAGUUGUCAUGGUGCUUAGGGGCUGGACCUGAAGAGGAGUGAGCUGUGGUGGUUCCUAGGUUCAGGGCCCAAAGGCAUAGUGAACUGUCAGGGUGCCUAGGGCUGUAACUGUUGUUAGUAAGGUUUUAUAGUCCUCCGGGACUUGACCUGAAGAUAGUGAGUUGUCAUAGUUCUUAGGGGCCCGUCCUGAAGGUGGUGAGAAGCUGUCAUGUUGUCUUGGUUUACCCCCAAACAACAUGAUCACUUUUAAGUGAUCAUGGUACUUGGAGUCUGUAUGUAUAGCCCAUUUGCUGCAGGAGGUGUAAUUCCACAUCUGGCAGCAUUCAUUGGCUGAGCGUGUUCAGCUGAUGCUCACAGUUAAUUAAAGUUGAUCAGAUCAGCUUCUUAAGCUUUGCAGAACCACAAAUAAAGGAGCCAAGCAGGGACCCAGAUACAAGGAUAAACUGUUGCUAAAUUGUGGAACUAGGCCACUGUAGCUGGCUGUAGUGGUUGUGAAUCUUAGAGUAACAAUUUAAAGGGACACUAUAAUCACCAGAACUGCCGCUUAUUGUAUUUCUUCUGAUGAGUAUAAUCAUUCCCUUCAGGCUUUUUUCAGUAAACACUGUUUUUUACAGAGAAAAUGCAGUAUUUACAUUACAGUCUAGGGAUGCCUCCACUGGCCCUCAGGCGGAUAGUGUGAAAUACCGCCUGGCACCCCGACUGGGUGAUUCCGCCAAUCGAUGCUUCCUAGCUAAUGCUGAGGACCAUAAGCACCGCACCGGACACCAUAAGUACCGUAGCCCCCACUAGGCGCUGCAGUUUGCUGGGGUCUCACCGUCCCUUCCCACCCUGGACCAAACUCCUGGAUCCAGCUCUCAGUGGAAAGGCCUCUCCUCCAAAAGUAUAGCUGUGAAGCUCUUACAACAGCUAGUGGUUAUAGCAGUAUAGCUGUUCUCUACAAUCACGAGACGAGGCUGCGUGUUGACGGUGAAGUGGACUGGUUUAAUGGUAGCUACACUGGCAUUUUAUGCAAGUCCCCAUGCAACGGGCACACACAUAUGGACCUUGUUGGGGACUGUGACACCAACUCUUAAGAGAAAAUGCACUAUUUACACUACAGUCUAGGGAUACCUCCACUGGCCCUCAAAUGGAUAGCGUGACAGACCGCCUGGCACCCCAACUGGGGGCCUCCUGAAUCGAUGCUUUCUAGCUGACGCAGAGGACCAUCAGCACCGCACCGGACACCAUAAGCCGAAUCAUGCUUUUCACCACAGAUAGUAGAGGUGCAUUCUGGGGCCAUACACCAAUCGGGCUAGAUGGUGUUUUAACACUUUUUAGGGUCUGGAAUACAUGUUUGUGUUCCUGAUCGUAUAGUUUUCUUUUAACUUGCAGGUGAUGAGUGAGCUGUUAAGAUGCCAGCAUUUGCCAAGUGAGCUAUAAGGGUGCUUGAGGACUGCAUAGAAAUUUGGUGAAUGUUUGCCAGCUGAUAUAAUAUAAACUUAAUUUAUAAAGUGGCAACCUAUCCCAGUACUUAAUAAUAAAUCACCAAUGUACAAGCAUUUGUUGAUUUGAAAGGGAGUUUAUUUUUUUUCAUAUUAGUACAGUAAUUCAGAUGUAAAAUGACAGAUAAAAUUUGUAUCUUGUAAUACCAUUUUUUAAUUUUUAUUGUUAUACUAACAAGUUUGGAACCACAAACUUUGGAACUCAAAGUUGAGUUGUGGAACGCUGGUUAAAGGGUUACUCUGAGCACCAUGACCACUUUAUUGACAUGAGGUGGACAUGGUACUUGGAGUUUGUUAGUGCUGGGUUUUGCUUUGAAGAGCUGCCUAUACAGAAAUUGCCCCUCUUCUGUCGGAUGUGUAACUUCACCUCUGGCAGCGUCACAGGGCCUCGUUAUCCAGCCCAGAACUAGAGUUCCUGGUGGGUAAUGUUAAUUCUGUGCAAAAUUGGCAUCUGACCCCAGCAUGCUCACGGCAAACGGCUUAUAACAGUUGCAUGUCCCAUCUCCCCGUGCCCCCCUGUUUUCUCCUCACCGCUUAUCUCUAACAAGCUUCCUCUGCUGUCUCCCAAAUACACCAUUGUUCGGAUACAUACAGAUCAUUUAAAUCCCUCAUUUCUUUCUGUGUAUUUGUCCUUCAUUCCUUUAGAGCAGGAGUUCCCAACCCAGUCCUCAAGUACCCCCUACCAGUCCAGGAUGUUAUACCCAUGAGUGCACCUAUUUGGGGUUUCCUGACAUUGCUUACAGACCUGCAUCUUUACUAUUAUAGUACUGCUUUAAUAUACACACAAAAUAUAUUAUUGGAUGAUAGUUAUUCAUUGUAUUCCCCCCACUUUUUAUUAUUUUUUUGGUUAUAAUUCUCUUCUGUAUUGUGAUUGAAAAAUGUAUUAAUAAAAACUAUUUGAAAGACCAGCAUCAAAAGCAUAUAGUAUACAGGAUUUUACUUCUCUCAAUCCUGAAUCUAGCCCUCCCUGCUACAUUUGGUAGUUUAGCUACUACAUUAUCACUGCAAAUCCAUCCAGGUUUGGGUAGUCAUAAGUCUGAGAACAAUGGAAGUGGCUUUGCCCAGUACUCUUAGCCUAUCAUUGCCAGCCAAACUUGGAUGAAACGUAUAGAUUAACUUAAUGGCAGCAGAGGGUUUUGGUGCUGGGAGAGGCCUGGCUCAUAUAGCAGUGGAGCAGGUCACUAUUUUAGAUUCUCUCCAAAUAAGGGCACAAACUCUAUCUUGAAUAUAUCAUCCAAUGCCACUUGAGGUCAGCUGCAUUGAGCUAACGAAAACAGGAAGUACAUUACUUGUUCUCUGCUUCAAAGCCAAGGGGGUGUAACCAGGUUAAUUUGUAAAAGUGUCAAUUUCUAUUAAACUCUGCACUUUUUUCCAAAGGGGGGCGGGCACACUUUUCACACACAAAGCUUUUUUAACAAGCAAGUUGUUUAGGCAUCUGGAGUGACCAUUUAAGUGAAGUAAAAAAACACUAAUCUCUGAUCUUGAGGUUUGGUUAUGCAAUGCGAUAAGCCUCUAUGUACAGACAAAAUGUGAACAAAAGAAAACGAAAAUAUCCUCCAUUGUCAUAUGAUUCUUAAGCAAGGAGUUUGUUAUAUAUCAUACACUAACUCUACAUAUAUUCAAAGUCAAAUAAUGGGCUACAAAUCAUGGCUUUCAUAAAACAGAGUAUUUGGCAUAGUCUGUAAGUUGAUUCAAAAGUAUCUAGACACUGAUAUUUUCCGUAUAUAACUUUCCCUUCAUUCUGCCUGCUUAGACUGUUUGUUUAUAUGGAGUAGUUAGAAAGCUGACGAGCUGAGAAAUAACAGUGCCUGAGUAUCUCAUAUCACCUAUAUCUAUAUGGCAUUGGAUACAAUGUCUGACUCUUAAAAUUGAGUCUACUAGAAAAAGGAUCCUUAGCACUACUGAAGUCUAUUGCCCUGAAAUAUCCUUGGAGCUCCGUGAGAAACCACACUACAGCUUCUACUUACUUGACUUUCCAAAAAACAUAACCUUCCAAAAACAAGUGAAGUUAGAAAAACACAUUACCAUUUUAAAGCCAAUCUAAAUAAAUUGAAGUGAAAGAACGGUUUCAGCGCCAACCGUGUGCCUUCCUCUGAGGGAUACAGAGAAAUAUUUAUACAGAAAGUAUGGGUGUCUAAAUCCUUUGUAUCAAUUUGCAUAUUAGAUCAUCUGUUACAGGAGAUCCGUGACUUUGCAUUGUAAAAAAUUAAAGGAAUACUACAAAGACCCCCAGAAUUCUUGAGGGUAGUUGAUAAUCUAUUUACACCAUUUUGCAAGUCUUUGAAAAUGUUAAGUUUGUUAACACUAAAUUAUAAUCCCAUGACCCACUCUUAUGCAGAUUGUUAGAAAUGUAGUAGUUUUAUUUAGAUUAAAAUAGGAAGGCAAAGUGACUAUUUGCACAGCAAGGUGUGAGUGUGAUUGCUCUAUUUCUAACUGCCUGUUGCUAUUGUAAAGCAUCAUAGAAACAUAGAAUGUGACCGCAGAUAAGAACCAUUCGGCCAAUCUAGUCUGGCCAAUUUUCUAAAUACUUUCAUUAAUUCCUUAUAUUAUAUCUAGGAUAGCCCUAUGCGUAUCCCACACAUGCUUAACCCCUUAAGGACCAAACUUCUGGAAUAAAAGGGAAUCAUGACAUGUCACACGUCAUGUGUCCUUAAGGGGUUAAACUCCCUCACUGUGUUAAUCUCUACCACUUCAGCUUGAAGGCUAUUCUGUGCAUCCACUACCCUCUCAGUAAAGUAAUACUUCCUGAUAUUAUUUUUAAUCCUUUGCCCCUCUAAUGUAAGACUGUCCUUUUUUUUUUUUAAAAUAUAUUCUCCUGUGUUGAUUCCCUGUCUUGUGUUUCCUAUAUAUUUUAAGAUCUUUUUAAAGGACCACUAUAGUGCCAGGAAAACAAACUCGUUUUCCUGGCACUAUAGGGUCUUUAGGUCUCCCCCAUCCUCCGGGUCCCACUCCCGCUGGGCUGAAGGGGUUAAAACCCCUUCAGUCACUUAACUUUCUCUAGUGCUGGGCCCCUUCAGCGCUGGGGAACUCUCCUCCCUCUGCCGACGUUAGCGCUGAAUGCGCAUGCGCGGCAAGAGCCGCGCGCGCAUUCAAACUGCUCAAAGGAAAGCAUUUCUCAAUGCUUUCCUAUGGACGUCAGCGUCUUCUCACUGUGAUUUUUUUUCACCGUGAGAAUCGCGGAAGCGGCUGGAUUAACCUUCAGUGGUGUGUUCAGCUGCAGGGUUAACACUAGAGGGACCUGGCACCCAGACCACUUAAUUGGGCUGAAGUGGUCUGGGUGCCUAUAGUGGUCCUUUAACCCCUUAAGGACAGAGCUUCAAAAGCUUGUCUUUCACUUAAUGACAACAGCAUUUUUUGCUGUUUACGUUCAACUGCAAUUUGCAUUUUACUAAUUUAUUGCACCGACACACAUUAUAUACCGUUUUUUUAAAGGACAGAAAGGGCUUUAAUGUGAUGUAAUAUGUAAUUAAUAUAUAUAUAUAUAUAUAUAUAUAUUUUAUUUUUUAUUUAUUUAAAAAAAAUUGGGUUUUUUGCAAUAAUAAUGUGUGCACAAUUAGUGCAGGUUAAGGAAAGUAAUUAAAAAUAAAUUUAUUUAGUUGUUCUGAUUUACAGAAUAUAUAAUGUGCCUGGGAUUUUAAGUUUGGUUUUUUUUUUUGUUUUUUUUUUUUGUUAGUUACAGGUCACAAAGCACAAGGAGUAAAAUAAACUUUUAAUGUGGAGCGAUUUUUAGAAUUUGGUAUGUUUGUCUUGUAAGCUUAAUAGCCAUAAAAGAAAACAAAAUUGCCACACAAAAGUAUAUAUUUAUAUAAAGCAGACAUCACGGGCUAUUUACCUAAGGUUGUUUUGACACUUUCUACGUAGCCAUUUCACCGCCAACCUCUGCUAAAUAUUGGAGUAAAAUUGUUUGGGGGUUUUUGGCACACAAACUUAUAACAAAUAAAUUCUCAUGUGUAUUUUGUAAAGUUGGUGUGUGCUAUUCCUGUACAAAGUUUUAUUAUGUGUUCAGUUACAUCGGCUGAGUAAAAUGACACCCCCAUUGUAUGUUUUUGGCACUAUUUCGUGAAGUUACAGUGCCAUACAGGAUACCUGUCCUUUUCCGUAUUCACAGUAGAAUUUUGAGAGACGGAUUUAAUGAGCCUAUGCUUCCAUUUGCGGUAUUGUAGUAGUUUGUUCAAAAAAAACCCACAAAGGCCUACCAUUUGUAAAAGUAGACACUCCAGGGUAUCUCAUAAGGUGCAUAUUGUGCCUUAACAUGCCCCCAUUUUUUCACCAAUAUAUGCCAAAGUAUGUGGUAAAAAAUAAUUUUGUGCAUUUUUUACAUAUGGAUUGCAUUUUUGCUGGGCAUUUUGUAUAUUUCAUAUGUGCCACUAAGUUCAAACCUCCCAAAUUAUGCUCAGCUAAGUCUUCUGAGUAAAAAGACACACCCAAUGAAUGUCUUUGGCACUAUUUCGUGAAGCUACAGUGCCAUAUAGGAGACCAAGCCAUAUCAGUUUUUACCGAACUUUGAAUUUUGACGCUGGGCCUAUGUGCAAUUUCCAAGCAUCUUUGCAGGUUUUAAAUUCAAACUACCCCACAAAGGCCUACCAUUUCUUAAAGUAGACACCCCAGGGUAUUUCAAAAGGUAUAUUUUGAACCUUAGCGUGGGAUCAUUUUUCCGCUAGCUUGUACCAGGUGUAGUGGUAAUAAGUGUUUUUUCUGCCUUUUUGACACACAAAGUGAGUUUGCACAGUAUAUUUUGCAAACCUUAUGUGUGCUACGACUGUAUAAUACUUCAUAUGUUGCUCAGCUAUGUGGUCUGAGUACAGCAAUACCCCCGUAUGUACCUUUGCCAAGUAUAUGGGGAUGUUGAAGGAGCACAUUUGAGAAGAACCAUUCAGUUUUACGCUGUGUCCAUGUUCCAAUUUGGAGUAGUUUAGAUGGUUGGUUAUUGAAACUUCCCCAUACACACAUACUAUUUAUUAAAGAGUACACCCUGUGGUAAUUCAAAAGGCAUAUUUAGAACCUUGGCGUGGGAUCAUUUUUUCUCUAGUUUGUUCCAGGUGUAGUGGUAAUGAGCGUUUUUAAAUGUAUUUUUUUUAACUUUUUUAAACUUUUUUUACUUUUUAAAACUAGUUUUUAAACUUUUGUUUUGCUUAUUAUUUUUUUUAAACUUUCCUAAAACUUUUUUUUACAGCUUUAACAUUUUUCUAAGCUUUUUUUUACCGUUAACCCCUAACUAGCAGUAAGCAGCACUAACAGUAAAUUCCGCCCUUUCCAAUAACUCCCACCCACCCCAGCUAGCAAAAUAUAUAAUUAUAAAAUAUUUAAAUCAGUUAAUUAAAUAAAUUGAACCCCUGAGGGUUAAAAAAUAAAUAAAAGUUAAUUGUCAGGGGUUGAAAAAAAUUAGAUCACAGUAUAAUACUGUGAUCUGUAUUUUGAUCACUGUAGGCAGUGAUCGACUGGCAGGGAAGGGGUUAAUUUUUAUUUGGACUGGCUAAAGGGGUUUUUUUUUUACUUAAACGUUAUUAAAACUUUUUAAACUUAAUUUUUAACUUUUUAAAGCUUAUUUUAAAACUUUUUUUAACGUUAACCCCUAGUUAGCCUAACACCAAAUCCCCCAAUUCCCCACUAACUUCCACCCACCCCAGCUAGCUAAAUUUAUAAUUUUAAAAUACUUAAAUUAAUUAAUAAAAUAAAUUUAACCCCUGAGGGUUAAAAAAAAGAAUUAACCCUCAGGGGUUAAAAAAAAAAAAAUCAUAUCAUCGUAAAAUGUAAUCCCUGCCAAUUGAUCACUGUAGUCAGUGAUCAAUUGGCAGGGAAGGGGUUAAUUUUUUUAUUAAAAUGGGUAAAGGGGGGUGGGAUUUUAAAUUAACUUUAUUUUUAAUUUUUUUAACAGGGGGCAGGAUCAUCACUGAUCCGUCUCCCUGCACUUCACACAGAACCAGGAAGUGCAGGGAGGCGGAAGGUAAGUAUACUAAGCACAUGUUCUCGCUCUGACAUUCUGUCAGAGCGAGCACAUGUGCUGGGCAGCACUAUUGGAUGCUCCCGGUCUGCCUCUAAUACAGAGGCAUACCGGAGCACCAUUAACCCUGCGAUAGCUGCGAUCCGGGGUUAAUUUUAACUCUUCGUUAAGGGAUUCCCCUGAGUGACAGACCUCGUCCGUCACUCGUCAUUAAGGGGUUAACCUUUCCUGGUAAUUUUUUUUUUUUUUUUUUUAAAUCUGCAAUCCAUGAUUUAGUUUAGUAGCCCUUCUCUGAACUCUCUCCAAAACAUGAAUAUCCUAUUAGAUAUAUGGUCUCCAGUACUGAAGAGGCUAACCUCAGGCACCCAGACCAUGUGUGUGCAAUGUCUCGAUUGCAAUUUAGUUAACCUUUUUCUAUUUUAUUAUUAUUAUUAUUAUUAUUAUUGAAAAUUUAAAAGCUACCGUUGAGGAACAAGAUAGACAAUACUGACAUAUUUAUGUUUUUUUCAGAGAAUGUAUGAUUGUACUUUCUUAGAUAGCUCAGCUGCUGCUAAUGUGAACAAUAUGAUUUUUUUUUUUGAUUUUUUUUUUUUUAUAUAAACUAAAGAGACCAUGAGUAAACUUGGGUGCAAGCUUAAAGGUGCACUACAGUGUCAGGAAUAAAUGUUUAUAUUCCUGACCCUAUAGUUCUUGUGCAUCGGUCUUGCAGUGUGUGGCUCUGCCUCUCUGAGAUCAACCGAUUUGAUGAUCUUAGUCAAUCCAUGUUUUCCCAUAGGAAAGUAUUGGGAGGCUAUUGAGCAUGCGCAUUAUAACGAUAUGCUGUGCCAAUUAGCAUCUCCUCAUUGAAUACGUGCAUCUGUAUAGGAAACCUUCAGUGUCUCCAUACAGGUUGUGGAGACUCUGAAUGCCAAUGCUGAACUGACACAGGAAGCACCUCUAGUGGGUGUCUGCCAUUUCAGGUGAUCACAGGCACCAAUGUAAACUCUGUCUUUUCUCUGAAAAGCCUGCAGGGAGGGAUUAUUAACCUGUAGUUGUUCUGGUGUCUGUAUUGUCCCUUUAAUCAUUGCAUUACACCUUUUGUUAUGUUGAGCCUCAUGAAGGUAAUGGAAAUGUAAUUCAUUUUGGGACAUCUUUUGAUCUCCGGUUUUGUUAUUUACUUUUUAAAUAUUUAAACCUUUUAUUAUUUUGCCUAACUUAUAAAAGUUGAGUGCAUCAGUAAACACAUUGGGCACCAUGUUACAAAUGCACAGAAUUCCUUUCAAAACCUUUUAUGAAGGCUCUAAUCCUAUCACCUGUGCCCAAGGGAUCAUCUUGUUUCGUAUUGCAUAAAUAUUUACUUGUGGAUUGCCGGUAUUCAAACUACUUGUAUAUUUUGUAGAUAAUGGUUGGUAUAAUGACUGCCAUACUCAGACAAUUUCUAAUGUCAGACAAUUGCCAUGGAAAUAUUGUAGCACUUUGUCUAUUUGGGCAGUAAAGUGGAUUUUGUUUUAAUUAGUACAGUAUAUACUCGAGUAUAAGUCUAGUUUUUCAGCACAUUUUUUGUGCUUAAAAACCCCCACUCGACUUAUACUCGAGUCACUGUCUGUAUUAUGGCAAUUUAGAGAGCCGCGGCCGUCAGAGCCAUGGCAACGAUCCGCGCGGCAACCAGACCGCGAGACUUACAGUGGAGCUGACCGGAACGGAGGAGAAGGGAGCUGACAGGAGCUGCAGGAAAGGUAAGUAAAGCCCAUGCCACUGGACCACCAGGGAUUAAGAUAGCCCCCCUCCCUGACCGUUUAACAAGCAGGGAGGGGGACAAAAAAAAUUUAAAAUAAUUAAAAUUAAAAUAAAAAAAUUAAAAUAAUAAAAAUGCCCUCCCCCACCCAGUUCACACACACUACACACACACACUCUUCAUUAUAUACACACUCUGCAUUAUAUACACAGAGUGUGUGUAUAUAAUACAGUAUGAGUGUGUAUAUAUAAUGUAUGAGUGUGUGUGUAUAUAAUGCAGAGUGUGUGUUUGUAUGAGUGUGUGUAUAUAUAAUGCAGAGUGUGUGUUUGUAUGAGUGUGUGUGUAUAUAAUUAUAAAAAUCACAGAAUUUCAUAGCCCCAAGUUUUACCCUCGACUUAUCCACGAGGCAUAGCAUAUUUCACAAUUGUUGGUCACAAAACUGCACUCGACUUAUACAUGAGAUCGACUUAUACACGAGUAUAUACGGUAUAUUGCAUUUCUGCCUGGUUUUCAUUGAAUUAUGUUUUUGAAACAUUUUAUUUUCGCUUAUAUUUUAAGGCUGCAGAUACUCUUGCUGUGAGACAGAAAAGAAGAAUAUAUGAUAUUACCAAUGUUCUGGAAGGCAUUGGCCUAAUAGAGAAAAAAUCAAAGAACAGCAUUCAGUGGAAGUAAGAACAAUUUAACUUUCGUGUGUGUGUGUACCCUCCCUCCCACUCCUCAAUGUCAUGGUGGUGCAUUCUUACUCAAUAAUGCAAGCUCUAUGGCCAUUACUUUAGUUUUUCUCAUUAGAGAAAACAAACGCAGACUGAUAUAUGACCAUGUCAGCACAAUGUAUUUGGAAUUUAUCAAAGCCUUCCUGGUAAAGAAGCUGAUAGACAGGUUAUUGUAAAGUAAGACAUAGCUAAUGUUUUCUAUAUUAAAUGGUUAUGGUGUACACAUCAUGCUCUUGUAGUAUCACUGCUCAGUUAUCUGCCAUUUAGGAUUCAAAUUAUGUUGUUUAUGCAGCCCUAGCCACACUUCCCCUGGCAGAAACUCAUGCAGCCUCCCCACACUCUUCAUGUAAAGACAGUUUAUAUGUUGUAGCUUUCUUUAUAGUCAAAGUAGAUAAGGCUGGUUUCUUAUGUAUAUGUAGGCAUCUUGCAUUUUUCCUAUUAUAAACCGCAACAUCACUUAUUGCUUAAUGAAGAAUUGAACAGUGAGGCUAUAUAAACAUGAUCUAUACACCAAAACACCCCAUUAAGUUAAAGUUGUUUAUGUGCUCAGUGUCCUCUUAAUCAUGUUCACUUUAAUGACAUUAGACCGUGUCAUUUUGUCCUGGCAAUAUUUGGCCUAAACGCCGUUUGGGCCUAUUGACACGUCCCAAUGAGUUAGUGUGAGUAGGGUUAAAUCAAAGCUCACACCGGGGGAGACACAGGUGUCAAUUGAUACAUGUGGCUCCCCUGAAAGUCAGCUCUGCAUACAGCCCUUAACCACUUAAGGACACAUGACAUGUGUGACAUGUCAUGAUUCCCUUUUAUUCCAGAAGUGUGGUCCUUAAGGGGUUAAAAUCCUUUGAGAACACAGUAGCUGUUCGCUGCGAUGCAGUAUUACUAGGGCUGCUAAAAGUAGAGGCUCUGAACAGACCUUGACAGUCUCCCUCUGUGUCCCUAAGAAAGUUGUGAUCACUUGGUAAUCAUCUAGGAAAGCAUGUUUAAUUCAGUAAUACAUGAAAAUAUUUCUGUAGUACUGGAAAAAGAAAGUAAAUGCCAGCAACAUACCACUAUAUACUGUUUUAAAUAGAUAAACCCCUCUACUGAUAACUAUAUUGAUAUCAGCAGAGGGUUUCCUUAGGGUUAUUUUUGUAGGUUAGUGUAGGGCUUGUGUUAGGGGGUAAGAGUUUAUGAUGGGGUUAGGGAUAAUGUAGGGUACGUGUAUGGCUAGUGUUAGUGUAAUCAUAAGGUAAAAAGGGUAUGAUUGGUUUAGUAUAGGGCAGGGAUAGGCAACCUUCGGCACCUCAGAUGUUAUGGAUUACAUCUCCCAUGAUCCUCUUCUAGCUAUACUGCCGAGAAAUCAUCAUGGGACAUGUAGUCCACAACAUCUGGAGUACCGAAGGUUGCCUAUCCCUGGUAUAGGGUUAGCAUUGACUACUAAAAAUGUAUUUAGAUUCUUGACGUAUUACGCAUUUAACAAUCAAAACUGAUAUGCGAAUCUACUAUGAGUUAUUUUUAUUAAGUGGCACUGAAUGUGUAAAAAAAAAAAUAAUAAUUAUAAGUAAAAAUAUAAAAUAAAAGCAUUUGUGUACAGUUUUCAACAUUUUAUUCACACUUAACCCCUUAAGGACGGAGCCAAAAGUACAUGUUGUGAACAAAACAAAAUGUAAACAAAACCUGGCAUUUGCGCUACAUGUCUGUCCAACCGUAAUUCACCUCUUUCAUAGUAAAUGCACCCACCCUUAUUAUAUAUCAUUUUAUUCAGGGGAAACAGGGCUUUCAUUUAAUAUCAAAUAUUUAGCUAUGAAACAUAAUUUAAUAUGAAAAUAAUGGGAGAAAAUACGAUUUUAUUUUUUUUAGUUCUACAUGACAUUUUAACGGUCAAUGUCAUAAUACUGUUUGCUUUUACUGCAAUAAAAUACACAUAUUUGUAUUCAGCAAAGUGUCACGUGUAAGACAGUACCCCCUAUGUACAGGUUUUAUGGCGUUUUGGGAAGUUACAGGGUCAAAUAUAGCACGUUACAUUUGAAAUUGAAAUUCGCCAGAUUGGUUACGUUGCCUUUGGGACUGUAUAGUAGUCCAGGAAUGAAAUUUACACCCAUAAUGGCAUAUCAUUUGCAAUAGUAGACAAUCCAAGGUAUUGCAAAUGGGGUAUGUCCAGUCUUUUUUAGUAGCCAUUUGGUCACAAACACUGGCCAAAGUUAGCGUUAGUAUUUGUUUGUGUGUGAAAAAUGCAAAAAACACCAAUUUUGGCCAGUGUUUGUGACUAAGUGGCUACUAAAAAAAGACUGGACAUACCAGUUUGCAAUACCUUGGGUUGUCUACUAUUGCAAAUGGUAUGCCAUCAUAGGGGUAAUUUUCAUUCCUGGGCUACCAUAUGGUCUCAAAGGCAACCUAACCAAUCUGGCGAAUUUUAAUGUGAAAAAAAUGAAACGCAAGCCUUAUAUUUGACGCUGUAACUUUUGAAAACACCAUAAAACCUGUACACUGUUGUACUCGGGAGACUUCGCUGAACACAAAUAUUUGUUUUUCAAAACAGUAAAAAGUAUUGUUUCCGUGUAAGUGCUGUUUGUGCGUGAAAAAUGCAAAAAAGGUCACUUUUUUACUGGCGAUAUCAUCGUUGUAAUACAUUUUACUGUUUUGAAACACUAAUAUUUGUGUUCAGCGAAGUCUCCCGAGUAGAACAGUACCCCCCAUGUACAGGUUUAUGGUGUCUCGGAAAGUUAUAGGGUUAAAUAUAGUGCUAGCAAAUUAAAUUCCCUUUACUUUCGGCAUGGGUUGUCAGGCAGGUCCUGCUAAUUGUAAUUAAUUAAGAUACCUAAUUAUGUAAAAAAUAUUACAUAAAUAUAUAAUGUGAAUUAAUAUGUGUGUGUGUAUGUAUAUAUGUGUGUGUAUAUAUAUAUAUAUAUAUAUAUAUAUAUAUAUAUAUAUAUAUAUAUAUAUAUAUAUAUUAUAUCUAUAUAAUUUUUUUAAAAUAUUUUUAUUUAUGUAUAUAGAUAUAUAUUUCGUUCUACGUGUAUUUUGAGAUAUAUAUAUUAAUUUCACAAUCCAGUUAGAACGAAAUAACACACAUCUAUAUAUUUUUUAAUUAUUUAUUUUUAAUAAUUUUUUUUAAUUUUAUUUAACAUAUUUACAUAUUUUUUUAUAUUAUAUAUAACAAUAAUUAUAUAUUUAAUCCGUAUCAGUCUACGUGUAUUUUGAUAUAUAAAAUUUUUACACUUUUUAAUUUAUUUAAUUUUAUUUCCAGCCAGCAGGGGGACCACCUGUCAUUACAGGCAGUCCCCCUGCUGGCAAUGCUGCAGCCAGCUACCCCCGGCCCUGUGAUUGUGGGGUCCUCGCAAGGACCCCACUCUCACAUGGCCGGGGGGCUUCCAGGGGGUGGGACGUGCCGCGGGGGGCUCCCUGGGAGUCCCCCCAACCGCGAUCGCCGGCGUGGGAUCGCCGGCGACCGAGUAAGUAGGAAAAGACCGGAGGGCGUACUAUUACGCCCGGCGGUGUUUAGAGCCGCUUAGAAUAGGGCGUAAUAGUACGCCCUCCGGUCUUAAGGGGUUAAGGUUCUGUUUGGUGUGUGUGUGUGUGUAUGUAUGUAUGUAUGUAUAUGUGUGUGUAUGUGUAUGUAUAUAUGUGUAUAUAUAUAUAUAUAUAUAUAUAUAAUAUACACACACAUACUUAUAUUAAUUAAAAGAAAUAGUAUGUGUAGGGACACUUGAGGAGGAUCCCUUAAAGCAGGGGUUCCCAAUUAAUUUUUCCCGUGGAACCCUUUGACAUAGUGUAUCAACAUCGUGCCCAAAAAAAAUAAAAAAUGUGUGCCUCUUUUGUAUGUAUCGGGGGGGGGGGGACACACAUACAUACAUACACACACACACACACACACUCUCAGAUGCACACAGUGGCACAUACAGACAUCUUGACUCAAAAAUACACUCCCAAACACACAGUGACAUAUACACAUGCUUGCACCCUUAGACACACACAUUCACACACACGCAUGCACAUACAAACACACUGAUAUACACUGGCACAUAUAUACACACGCGUACUGACAUACACACACUUCGAUACAGUGACACAUACUCUUUGACAGACAGACACAUAUUCUGACAAACGCAAGCACACACUCACUGACAAUCACUCACACAAUUUUUUUUAAUUUUUUUUUUAUUCUACUGCACCCAGCCUCCCUACCAGCUGGCGUGCAGUCCCUGAGGUCCAGAUGGGCUGAGAGGCUGGCGUGCAGUCAUUGGGGUCCAGCGGGGCUGGCGUGCAGGCGUACAGUGUGGGCAGCGAGGGAGCAGUGAUCUUCCUGCUCAGCUCCCUUGCACGCUUCUUAGUGAUGCCGGAGCCAGAGUGACAUCAUAUUCCGGCUCCUGCAUCACUGCUGUGCGCACGAGGGAGCUGAGCCGGCUCACUCGCUGCCCGCGGCUAUUUUGUUUCACCUGAGGUUCCGCGGAACACUAAUUGGGGAAAUGCUGCCUUAAAAUACAGUGGAACAAACACAGCGCAAAUUCAAGGUUUUGUUUUGAUGCAGAACAAUUACCUCCAUCCUUAAGAGGUUCUGUGUUACUUUGUGUUAUCUUUGUAUGUGAUCUGAUAAAGGUUUGUGUGCUUUUUUUUUUUUUUUUUUUUUUUUUUUUUUUUUUUUUUUUUUUUUUUUUUAAUGUUUGUUUAGAGGUGUAGGUGCAGGAUGCAACACAAAAGAAGUAUUGGACACACUGAAAAAUCUAAAAGCUGAAAUUGGAAAUCUGGAACUAAAGGAAAAAGAACUUGACAGUCAGAAAGUGUGGAUUCAACAAAGCAUUAAAAAUAUAAUUGAUGAUCCCUUGAAUAAACCAUAUCCUUUAACUGUUUACUUACUAAUAUUUGAACAUGAUUUUUCAUGGUUCCCAAAUGUUUGGUUGUUAUAUAUUUUCUGUUAAACACAUUUUAAUUAAAACAUUUUUACCAUUUCAACCGCUCAAGUGUUUUAUGAAAAGCCAAACCAUUUUAUUGUGUGGAUUCCUGGCACUAUAGGUUUAAAAUAGCAGUUUAGGGUGCCUUUACCUCCAUUAAAAUGGGGUUUGCUCCCCUUUUUUCCAGUGCCACGCAUUUCUCCUCACAGCUGGCCCUGCACCGGCUCCAUCUCCUUGGCUGAUAUCAUCAAAAUUUAUCAUUUUACCUAAUCCAAUGCUUUCCUAUGGGGAUACUAUUGCACAUGGGUUGCAAAACACUGCGCUGAAUUGGUCUACAUCUCCUCAUAGAGAUGCAUUGAACCAAUGCAUCUCUGAGGAGAGUUCAGAGUAUCCAUGCAGAGCGUAGACAAGCUGCACGUUAGUGCUGCACAUUGUACAGCACUGACCCAGAAAGCACCUCUAGUGGCAGUCUGAGUGACUGCCACUAGAGGUGUAACUUGGCAGUAAUGUAAACACUGCCUUUUCUCUGAAAAGCUGUAGUUGUUCUGAAGACUCUAAUGUUCCUUUUAAUCUGAACUAUUUCAGAUUAGGUGGCAAUGGGAAGUUCAAGAACUAAAGUUGGGUAGGAGGCCAUUGUAUUAUUAUUUGCUACUGCAAUACAGCUAUAAAAAAAAAAACAAGCUAUCAGAACUACUCUAAGCUAGAUGUUUUAUAGAAUGCUGUGGCUUAUCCCUGUGUUCACCUGGGGUGUAAUACUAUUACAACGCUGUGGGCAAAGCUGCUUAUGACUUGUCACUUUUUUUAUGUAGCAUGAAAAAAAAUCUUCCUUAACCUCACCCUACAUUUUCAUUUGUAACACAUGAUGAUGUCUGUAAUGGAUUCAAUGGUAAGCAUACUUGAACAGGAUUGAAUUUUGAGUUGAAUGUUACUGUAUUUUGUCAUUUGUGUUGGUUAUGUGAUGUCACCUUAUCUUAAGUGUGAUUUAUCAGGGUUAUUUACUAAUACACUGCAUACAGUAAUUUAUUGAUGGUAGUUGCCAGAGCUCUGAUAAAUAUAAUGCCCCAACCAAUGGGGUACCCAAUUUAGGGUCCUGACCCAGGGUCUAAAAAAUACAGUAUUAGAUGUUGCUGCUCCAGUGCCGUCAAUCCUGAAGGCCCCUUUGUGUUAUGCAAUUGUCUACUCUCUGGUCCUACCUCCUCUGUACAGCAUUUAAAGAUCUUUAGAUUAAAGUCUAAAUUUGCUACCACGAUGUAUAGUUAAACUUUAAGGCACUUGAAAAGAAAAGUAUUUUCUAAGUGAGGUCAUCUAGACUGAUGAUUUCUGGUCGAAUCGAAUGUUUUACAUAGCAUUGAAAACCUAUGGCACAUACAAAAAAUAUCUGCAUCCCCCAAUCGAGUUCUUCUUUUUGAGACACAUUUAGUCUCAGUGGCUCUCUGAGAAGCAUUACUGCUGUUUGGCAUAUGAAUGGUGCUGUUCUUAAAUCAGAAUGUUUCCUAUUCCCAGAGAAAAGGAUAGCAUAUUUUUACUAAAAUCAUUACAUAAAGAUGUAGUGUGUGGUUCUUUGGUUUUUUUUUUUCUUAAAAUGUUGAUUUAAAGGAGGCGCAGUGAUGUGUUGGCUUUUAUUACUUUUUGCUUUUAGACAAUUUCUGAUAGAAAUCUAGAAUAUGAUCGAUCAAAAAUGUUAACACUGUAGAGAAUAUUAAAACCUAUUUUUUACCCUAAGAAGUGUCAGAAAAUAUAGUUAGAAAAUAUAUAUAUAAUUUGAAUUAUUUUAUUCAAAUAUUAGAGGCUGUGAGGUAGAGGCCUCUCUGACUCCUUGUUUUUUUUACCCUAAGAAGUGUCAGAAAAUAUAUAUAUAUAUAUAUAUAUAUAUAUGUGUGUGUGUGUGUGUGUAUAUAUAUAUAUAUAUAUAUAUAUAUAUAUAUAUGUAUAUGUAUACUAUAUUUUCUGACACUUCUUAGGGUAAAAAAUUGGUUUUAAUAUUCUCUACAGUGUUAAAAUAUAUAUAUAUAUAUAUAUAUAUAUAUAUAUAUAUAUAUAUAUAUAUAUAUAUAUAUAUAUAUAUAUAUAUAUAUAUAUAUAUAUAUAUACAUGCGUGUAGGUGAGUCUUGGCUGGUGUGUUUCUUGUUUAUAUUUACUAAUGUAUGAGUAUGGAAAGUUAAUAAACAUUUUUCCCUAGGUGACACAUUAUUGGCAGUUCAGGCUCCAUCAGGAACACAACUGGAGGUUCCUAUACCAGAAGUGGUAUGUGUUCUCUUUUUAUUGUCUAAAUUGCUUCUACCAAAUAACUAUUUCCUGCAGUCCUAGUAAAAAAAAAAAAAACUUGAGAUUCUUGAAAAUAUCCCCAUUUGCUUUCUUAUACAUUGGUCUUUCUCCAAUUAAUAAUUCCCAUUAAUAAUGAACAUCUAUAAGGCGUAAGAAUACAAAAUCUUUAAUUAUGUCCAGCCCUAAAUAUUAACAUAUAAUGCUAAUUGCUAGCUCUUCCUGAAACCAAUAUGCCUCUAAAAACUGUUAGCUGUUUUGUGGGGGUGGGCUGGGGGGUUCACUUUAUUAACAUAACUCUUAGAGAUUGUCCUUCCUGCUAGCAUGUUUUGUUUUGUUUGUUUUAUUAUUCUAGUAACUGGACUAUGGAAAGCAUUUUUCCAGAGAGAAAUGCAGUUUAUAAAGUAUAUUUAUUCCCUUUAUAAACUUUUUAAAGUCUUAAAGGAACACAAUAGGCAUUGAAGAGAACAGCUCAUUGAAGUGGUCUGGGUAAAUUGUCCCAGUCUCUUAACCCAGCAAUGGCAAUUAUUGCAGUUUUUAAUUUAGCUGACAGCCACUAGAGGGACUUUUGGGUCGUUAGGCGACUAUUGUUCGCCUAACUGACGCUGGAAGGCCUCAAGCUAUACAUGAGGACAUCCAGAGUCACCUGAAUCCCGUUAGGAAAGCAUUAUAUAAUGCUUUCCUAUGGGGAAUUCCUAAUGUGAGUGCGGGGGAGAAGCGGAGAUGUAAACCGAGUCGAGGGACAUCUGCGCUAGACUGAGGUAAGUGACCUUCUGCACCAUGGGGUGGGAGGGGGUGCUAUAUAGAGCUAUAAUGCCAGGAAAACAACUUUGUUUUCUUGGCACUAUAGUUUCCCUUCAAGACCUGUCUGGGUGAGCUAACCAGUAUUCAUUGGGACUGAAUACCUCCACCAACUGCAUCGAGUGUUAGAAUUAUUUUAUUCAAAUAUUAGAGGCUGUGAGGUAGAGGCCUCUCUACUCCUUGGUUUAAGCUGUCAACAUAUACAAUCUGUGAAGCCAUUACAGUUUUUAUGUGCCUGAAGAUAUUUCUCUUUUCUUUAAAAUAUAGAAAGUCUUGAUUUAAAUCAUGAUUUAUUACUUUUAACAGACUCAUUUCUGCUGGUUGUUAUAACCUUUCUUAGCAACUAUAUGAAGAUUUCAUGUUUAGAAUAUUAACUUUUCAGAUUAGUUUAACAGUUGUCAGAACUGAUUUUGUUUAUAUUGUUAGAAAUACAAAGAUAAUGAUGAAAUUACUACAAGGUGAACUGUCUCCAGUUCAGUAGGUCCAUUCAUCAUGCAGUUUUGGAGAACAACUUAAAUUAAAAGUGAUCCUUGUGUGUACAUAGAUAUGCAGGAUAAAAAUGGGAUGAAAGAAACACGUUGGACAAUUAAAGUUUUCAGGAGUCUGUCAUUUUUGUGACCGUUUAAAAAAAGUGCAGAUUUUAACAGAAAUUUGUACUUUUAUAAUUGUGGGCAGAAGCACCUCCUUGGCUGUCAUUCAGACAGGUAAGAAGCUCCCCCUUCUUUUAGCUCCACUGUGCUAGUUUGGCUGCCUCUCCACCCCCACCCUCCCCUUCUCAAUGAGUUGUAGUACAAUAGAAUGUCUCAAUCACUAUAACAAAGUUUUCAGUGGAGUGUUCCUUUUUUAAGAUUUUUUUUUUUAAACUGAUCUUUGUAUAUUUUAGUUUGAUUGGGAUUUUCUCCUGUGAAAAAGUGCAUGUACACACGAGUUCAAUUAACUGUAAAUGUAAAUAUUGCAUUAACAUACAGCCUCUUGCUACAUAACUAACCCAUAUUUCGUACUGAAUAACCUUUGGACUGUAUCUUUAGGUAGAUCUUUUUCCGCAAAAAUAAUUUUAUUUAAAUAAAUCCACUUUAAAUAAAAAUCUUGAAUAUAUUUUAUAUACGUUUUUCUAAAGGCAACCUACAAAGGUCUACAGUUUUGUCAUGGUAGAAGGGUCCACCAUGGCAUUAAAUUACAUCUAUGGUUGGUCUGUCAUCUGCCCCUGUUUUUAAACCUAACUUUUUAAGUACAGUUAACUGUUGAUGUAGAUCCCUAAAAAUUUUUCUCUUUUUCACCCACACUUCUUUACAGGGCAAAAACGGACAAAAAAAAUACCAGAUCAGUUUAAAAAGUGACUCUGGGCCUAUUAAGGUACUGUUAAUUAAUAAAGAAUCCAGUUCUACCAAGCCUCUAGCUUUCCCUGUUCCUCCACCUGAUGAUGUUACCAAACGGCAUUUGGCAUCCACUGUAAAUCAAGCGACACUAACACAGAAUCCAUACAGACAGACAAAUACAGUCCAAAACAGCAAUUCUUCACACAAUCCAUUUGGACACACAAAUGCAGUUCAAGAUGGCAAUCCCUCACAGAAUCUGUAUGGAGAGACAAAUUUAGUUCAAGAUUGCAAUCCAGCCCAGAAUACGUAUGGACAGACAAACCUGGUCCCAGAUGGUAAUCCAGCCCAGAAUACGUAUGGACAGACAAACAUGGUUCAAGAUGGCAAUCCAGCACAGAAUACGUAUGGACAGACAAACAUGGUUCAAGAUGGCAAUCCAGCCCAGAAUACGUAUGGACAGACAAACAUGGUUCAAGAUGGCAAUCCAGCACAGAAUACUUAUGGACAGACAAACAUGGUUCAAGAUUGCAAUCCAACGCAGCAUACGUAUGGACAAACAAACCUAGUCCAAGAUGGCAAUCCAGCCCAGAAUACGUAUGGACAGACAAACCUGGUUCAAGAUGGCAAUCCAGUACAGAAUACAUAUGGACAGACAAAUGUAGCUCAAAAUGACAAUCUCGCACCGUAUGGACAGACAAAUGUGAAUCAAAAUAGCAACCCAGCUCAAGAUUCUACUGCAAGUGAGUAAUAAUUAUAAAUUGACCCUGAUAAUUGUAACUGCUUAGAAAGUAUGUGUUAAAAAUUAAAUUAAAAAAAACAAAACCUGAUACAAAAUAUGUAAACUUUGAAAAGGCAUCAUAAGAACAGUGUUGGAUUUACAAAGUAGUCAGGCAAGUUAUUUUAUUUAUUUUUUGCCAAAAGAUUUUUAUUUAAGGUAUUUAAUGUUGGAUAAUGAGGGUGGAAAAACUGAAUGGCAGCACUGCCCCAAGAAGCACCUCUAGAAGCCAUCUGAGGAGUGGCCAGUGGAGUUAUCACUAGGCUGUAAUGUAAACGCUGUAUUUUCUCAAAAAAAAAAGCCUGAAUGGAAUUAUUAUACUUACCAGAACAAAUACAAUAAGCUGUAGUUGUUCUGGUAACUAUAUCUAUAACUAUAUGUAUCUUUAAUGUUUCUGUCGAGGCCAACACUAGGCUUACCCUUUGUGUCAUUCAGUCUUUUUAUUUUUUAGCAGUGGGUUUUAAAAAUAAGUACUUUACCAUGAUAUCUAUGGGGAAGUAUCUAUCUAUAAUCUUCAUCUUAGUGUAGUUCAGGACUCACAUAAGACUGAAUAUCUAGGUCCCAUAUGCCACCACCAGUCUAAUCUGCUUAUAUUCUUUAUAUAUAUUUUUUUUUCUUUGUAGAUUGCAGUUUACAAGUGAAUACAACAGCAAGCUGUUACUCCCAAUUUCCUGAAUCCAUUUUAUAUAACGAUCUUGCUACACAUUCAACACACAGUGCAGCUGGCACCAAUGAUUAUACGCCUUUGCUUCCUCAGGAUGACAGUGGUAGUGGUACCAGAAAGCCACACUUGUUUGAUGUAACGAAAAUGGAUGAAUCCGAUGGUAAUUAAUGUCUUUCCGUCUCUUUAUAUUGGUUCUAAAGCAGUGCUUCUCAGACGAGUACCUUGGUAUUGCCUUAUUGUGUUGAAAUAAGUCCAAGGACUAAGACCCAAAACAACUUUAGCUUAUUGCAGUAGGUUUAGUGUACAGAUCAGUCUUACUGUUAAAUUAUCUGCUAUUUAUACAUCACUGUUUCUGUUUAUGCAGCUCUAGCCCCACCUUAACUGGUUGUGACUUGGCCUACAUGUAAAAAUUGUCUCAUUUUUAACCAGAUGUGAAUGAACAGUGUGUUUACUUUAGAAGUUAUUAUCUCUUGCUCUGUUAAUAAAGCUUUAAUCACACACAGUUAAUAGUCCUGAAGUGGCUGUUAAGGCGACUGUCACCCUCUCUUUCCAGUAAAACAAAGUGAUUUCUCCCUUUUCUCCUACGCCUGUGGCUGGCUCUGUCUCCUUGGCUCUCCAUAGAAAAGCAUUGGAAGGCUAUUGCGCAUGUGCUGCAGAACGCAGUGCUGUGCCAAUCAGCAUCUUCUCAUAGAGGUGCAUUGAAUCAGGUGAAUCUCUAUGUGGAACAUUCAAAGUCUCCAUGCAGAGCGUGGAGAUGCAGAAUGCCAGUGCUAGGAAGCACCACUAGAAGUUGCCUGAGUGACUGCUACUGGAGGUGUUACUAGCCAGCAAUGUAAACAUUGCCAUUACGCUGUAGUGGUACUGGCGACUAUUGUGUCCCUUUAAGAAACCAGGAGAUGAGAAAUUCUAAAUUAAGGAGACUACUAUAAAGAGGUGUAAAUAUUUGAUCUCUUUACAGGAAAUGUGUAUAGACACUGUGUAGGUCACAUGCAGGAUAGGUGUGACUAGGGUUCAUAAACAAAGUGAUUAAACUCCUAAAUGGCAGAUAGAUGAGCAGUGAGAUUGCAGGGGCAUGAGCUAUACACCAAAGCCACCUUAAGCUAAAGCUUUAUAGUAUCUCUUUAAUAAAUCCUGGACUAUUGGUGAUCCCUUGGGGCUGAUUUAAUCCUUUCCCAACCAAGGGCAUGCUAUUCUGUUCUACAAAAUGAGGGCUGGAUACUCAACAAUUCUGUCAAUCAUGAUCGGGAGGGCAUCACAGCAUACAAAUAUGUUUUUUUAUUACAGUAAAAGCUAAGGAUAUUAUGACAUUCACAGUUUAAAGUGCCAUGAAGAAUUUCACAACUUUUUUUUAUUUUAUUCAUAUGAAAUUAAGCUUCAUAUAUAAAUAUUUGAUGUGAAAAGAAAGAAAACCCUGUGUCCCUUAAACAAAAUUAUAUAUAAUAAGUGUGAAAGCACUUAAAGGGACACUCUAGGCACCCAGACCACUUCUGCCCAUUGGAGUGUUCUGGGUGCCAACUCCCACUACCCUUAACACUGCAAGUGUAAUUAUUGCAGUUUUUUAUAAACUCUAAUAAUUACCUUGCAGGGUUAAGUCCACCUCUAGCGGCUGUCUACUAGACGGGCACUUCCGUGCCUUUCCUAUGGGGAGCUCUAAUGCGCAUGUGUGGCAUUGCCGCGCAUUAGGUCUCCCUGGCGGGCGGGAUCAGUCUCGCCCACCGGCCGACGUAAUGCGGAGGAGGAGGAGCGGCGGUAGAGGAAGAAGGGGCGACGUAGGACAUGUCGCUGCCUCUGGGAAGUGACUGAAGGGGUUUUCACCCCUUCAGCAACCGGGCGUGGGAGGUGGGACCUGCAGUGCCAGGAAAACAGAUUGUCUUCCUGGCACUGGAGUUUCCCUUUAAUAUGAGAAAGGUGUGGAUGUACUUAAUAUGGUUGAACAGACAUAAAGCUCAUAUUCCAGGUUUUGUCUUGGUCAGAACUUGUACAAUUGCCUCUGUCUUUAAUGGGAUGAAGUGGCACUGUGACUUGUCUGCUUGUAUGGUAGCACCUUGACAGAGUAGAUGAGGAGAUACAAUUUGUCCAUGCCUUUUGAAUCUACUCGUGAUUGUUCUGCUCUUGGCAACUUCAUCUGCAUGGUGUUAAGGUUUUUCUUCUUACUAUCUUGGAAUAUGUCUGAACUAUUCCAAGAAUCGAUUUGCAUGCUAGUGAAUGUGAGGAAAAUGCUUUGCUGCAACUUGCACACUUCCUUUUUGUCAAAUGAUGGGCUCUGAAAUUGGGUGAGCAGGUGGAUCACAGCGAACAAUGUAAAACAUUUUUACAGGACAGGGGUAGUCACUAAACCAAGAACUGCAAAUGCUCCAAAAGAAGCAACACAUUUUUUAAAUUGCUUGAAAUGUUAAUUGCAUGUUUGUUAUUCAGUACUUUCUAAAUUUACAUAAAUAUAUAUUUAUUUAUUUUUCUCCAUUAGGUCAAAUAUGUAGUGAUCUGAUUGAUGAGUUAAUGUCUUCUGAUGGUAUGUACUAAAAUUCUUUUCCAUAAGGUUUAAAAAAUUUUUUUUUUUUUUUUGUGGAACUCUGAUAUUCCCACUUAACAGCAACUAGUAAUUGUUUAUGCAUUGUUGCUAACAAACAUUUAUAUUUCCAUGCUGCAUUGCACAAGCACAUAACCUUGGAUGUUGCAGUUUGGCCAAGAUGUGCCAGCACAUAGCCUGAGGGCCACUAAAUGGACCUAGAUCCCUCUAAAUGAAGUGGUCUAGGUACUGUAGUUUUAACUCCGUAAUGUCAAACAUUGUAGUUUUUCAGAAACCUCAGAUAGCCACUAGAGGAUCUUACUCUAUUCAUUUGGUCAUGUGAAUUACAUGCCUUCCUAUGAGUAGGAUUUGAUGAGAGGCACAUGCUUCUAUCAUCUACAAUGCUCCUUUAUAAGGAGCAAUGCCUCUGCUAUGACUUUGUGAGACGCAGUGUGGUCAGCAGCACUGAGGAAGCCUCAGCGUGAAAAGAAUAAGUGAUAAUUUUCUAUUGUCCAAAGCAAAAUCUAUGUUUCGGCCCCAAUGAAAAUGUCGUAUUAUGUCGUGUUUACUGCCUAAAUAAUUUGCACUUUGCAUCCUACCUGUUGAGCCCUUUUUCCCAAAACUGCCACACCAUUUCAACUUCUGAAUUUUUUUUUUCUAUUUUUUACUUUGCAAAAGGGAGAGCUUUGAAUUUGGGUCUAUGGCACUUGAGCAUUAGGAAUAUACUUUGUUUCUCUAAAUCUAUAGUGUUCCAUAAUAUAAUUAAAAGUGUAUAUUUAAAAAAAAAAAAAAAACUCUAUUUUCCUCGGGAUCUGAUGAUUUAGUGACAACUUGCUGUGUAGAAGUCGCCUUGGAUAUUUACACCAAGCCAAAUGUGUGUAAAUAGGACCACUCAGCAAGUAGACAAUUAGUUUGAGCCAAAGUGCAAGUGCCUCUUUUUAAAGCUUUUCAUUAUUUGAUAAAGUCAUCCUGUCUUUUUGCAUGAUACUCAGACGCCUUAAUAGGAGCAUGGUGUCCUUUUAAAGGAACAUUCUAGGUACCAUAAUCACUUCAUCCUAUUCAAGUGCUUAUGGUGCAAAUAUACUGUCCUUCAUUCAUUUUAAAUGUUGGAACAGCUUGAAAGUAGAGUUAAAUUACUCCACUUAAGAGUUCCUGUUAAUCAAAGCCAAGAAUUAAAUGUCAUUACAGCAGGAGUUACCCUGCAGGAGUGAGUGCUUGCAUGUUCAAAGAGAGAAUUGGUCUGUGAUUAUUCCGGGGCACCUGCACAUGGGAGUCUUUAGACUUGCAAAAACUCUACUUGGGUGCAGCUAUUACAAGUCUUCUCAUUUAAGUACACUGUGCGUGUUUUUGUAACAACUCCUUAUGGAAAACUGUUAUUUAAUUGACUGGGCUUCUUGUUCACUUCUAGCUCUGCUUUAAAAUGCUGUUUUUGUUUUACAAAAUGGAAAAAUAAAUUGAAUUUAAAGAAAAUUAGAGACCGUAUCCUAGCACCAUAACCAUCUAAAUUUUCUCAAUUUAAUAUGGUGUUUGGUGUCCUCUUUAAUUGACAAUUUGUUUCCCCCAACACACAGAACAGCAGUUUCAAUAUGCUUAGCGUUAUAGUCAUGUUUUGGUUUUUUUUAGGAUUGUUUUUCCUUCUUGUUAGUCUUUUAAUUAUCUUAUCUUUUUAUAUUUCUCCUAGUGUUUCCUUUGUUGCGGCUUUCCCCGACUCCAGGAGAUGAUUACAGUUUCAAUUUGGAUGAUACCGAAGGUGUCUGUGAUCUGUUUGAUGUGCAGAUAUUAAAUUGUUAG